This is a messenger RNA of Papilio xuthus (Asian swallowtail), 1008 nucleotides long. Its product is annotated as histone-lysine N-methyltransferase SETMAR. The transcript has a single exon. NCBI's taxonomy places the organism in Eukaryota, Metazoa, Arthropoda, Insecta, Lepidoptera, Papilionidae. The record is from RefSeq and is a predicted model, not a curated record. Gene Ontology annotation, cellular component: nucleus. Gene Ontology annotation, molecular function: histone methyltransferase activity; protein binding; zinc ion binding. The coding region runs from base 169 to 993 and encodes 274 amino acids.
CUGAGAUGUUUGACGUUGAUAGAUAUUUCGAUUUGUUUUGAAAACGCGAAAUAUUAAUGUUUUUACGUUUAUAGUUUUGUUUAAUAGAUUAAGUUACAUGAUUUUGAUAAAAUAUCUGAAAUAGUAAACAUUUAUCUGUCUUCUGCUCUUCAAUACAGACAAAAAAACAUGAACGAUCAUUAUGAUCACACUAGUCCUGACCUAAUAUAUGUUGUUGAAAAUAUACCAGGGCCAGCAGAAGACAAUGAAGAAUAUGAAGAACUGUUUAACAACUACAACUCACAACUUUCAUAUAAGUGUGAAUGUAUAGGAAGUUGCAUAAAUGAAAGUUGCUUUUGUAUACAUAACUCUAGGGGAAAGAAUUAUAACUUUUCAGAUAUUAAUAACUUGAAAUCUUACAAAAUUAUUGAUAACAAGAAAAGUGAUAAAUCAAUAUUUGAGUGUAAUGAUUUAUGUUCAUGUAUCAGAUACUGUGGAAAUAAGUUAGUACAAGAAGGCCCUCUAGAAGGCUUGUUUGUAAAACCCUGUUAUGUUAAAGAGAAGGGCAUGGGCUUGUUCACUAAACACCUUAUAGAUAAAGGCUCCUACAUAUGUGAGUAUGCAGGAGAAAUUAUAACAAAAUCACAAGCCCUUAAAAGGCACCAAAUAAAUGUCAAUAACAUGAAAAUGAACUUUAUAUUUUGUUUAAAUGAAUAUUCCAAUAAUAAAGUAACGCAGACUUUUGUUGAUCCAUCCAGUUUUGGUAAUAUUGGACGAUAUAUUAAUCAUAGUUGUGAACCAAAUUGUUUCAUCGUACCUAUCAGAGUCAAUACUCCAUUACCAAAACUUGCCAUCUUCAGUCUUACUGAAAUUUCCGCUGAACAUGAAAUAACAAUAGACUAUGGAUCAAAAACUUGCAAUGAUCUAAAUAUUGAAGUCAAUGUGCAUGGUAGAAAACCAUGUUUGUGUUAUAGUAACAAUUGUAAGGGUAUUUUACCAUAUGAUUUGUAUUAAAUACAAAUAAUUAUC